AUGGAGAGUAAGAAACAAAAAUUAGAUGUUCGCGGUUUUCAAGACUGUUGGACGAAUGAAUAUGGAUUUAUACAACAAAAGGAUCGUGCUGUAUGUGCGAUAUGCCGCGAAAGUGUAGUAUGCCGCACGUCAAGUGUACAAAGACAUUUCCAAACCAAACAUCAGUCCACAUUUAAUAGCAACGAUGAGAAAUGUGAAACUAUAAAGAAAGCUGUUUCUUGUUAUAAGAAACAAAUAACUUUUUUUUGUGGAAUGACUGGAACGAAGGCUAAAGCGACAGAAUGCAGCUUCGCAAUUGCUCAUUGCAUAGCUGCCAAAGGCAAACCCUUUACAGAUGGAGAAUAUAUAAAGGAAUUUUUUAUAAAAAGUGCUGAAAAGUUGUUUAGCGAUUUACCUAACCAACAAACCAUAUUAUCCCGAAUUCAAGAAAUACCGGCUUCUGCGCGAACAAUUGAAAGAAGAAUAACUGAAAUGGCAGACAAUGUAACAACAAAACAGAAUGCUGGAUUACAAGAAGCUGUUUCAUUUAGUGUUGCUGUUGAUGAAAGUACCGACGUAAAUGAUAUUGCGCGGCUUGCAGUAUUUGCACGGUAUUGUGAUAAAGAUCAAGUUUAUGAAGAAUUGUGUACUUUGAUUCCUCUGUCUGGGACAACUAAGGGGGAGGAUAUUCUUUCUUCAUUCAUAAGUUAUUUUGACAGCAAGAACAUUAAUGUCAAAAAAAUAUUUUCUGUAACUACUGACGGCGCAGCUGCAAUGAUUGGCAAAGAUAGAGGAUUUGUCAAACUUCUUGAAAAUCAUAUUGGACAUAAAAUAUUGAACUUCCAUUGUAUAAUACACCAGGAAAGUUUAGUUGCCAAAAUUUCGUCACAGCGCUUAAUUCCUGUAAUGAACACUGUUGUUAAAAUAGUUAAUUUUAUAGUGUCUCGCUCUUCACUAACACACAGACAAUUUAAAUCUCUUGUAGAAGAAAUGGAAAGUGAAUAUGUUGACCUUCCCUCAUACAGCCAUGUUCGUUGGCUUAGUCGAGGCAAUGUCUUAAAUAAGUUUGUGUCAUGUCUGGAACCCAUCAAAGUUUUUCUUAACGAAAAGGAACAACAUUUCCCCGAAUUGAACGAUGAAGAAUGGUUAGGCAAAUUAAUGUUUCUGACCGAUGUAACAAAUCAUCUAAAUGAACUAAACUUGAAAUUGCAAGGAAAGCGCCAAACGGUGCUCGAAUUAUUUGAAUAUUGGACAGCAUUUGCGUCCACAGCUUGCAAAUGA
Ctenocephalides felis (cat flea) is the source of this 1260-nucleotide messenger RNA. Its product is annotated as general transcription factor II-I repeat domain-containing protein 2A-like. Bases 1 to 1260 code for a protein of 419 amino acids. Lineage: Eukaryota; Metazoa; Arthropoda; Insecta; Siphonaptera; Pulicidae. The transcript has a single exon. The record is from RefSeq and is a predicted model, not a curated record.